AUGUCCAAUGAUCAACGCACUGACCACACUGCUUCUUCUUCAUUGGCAUCUACUAACAGUGGACCGGCAAACUUUCCUCAAAGCCAACCCUUCCCAAACCCAGGUCUCUACGGAGGCUUGCUAACCCACGAGCCACCUGCCGAGCAGUCCAUCGACGAGCUAGUAGCCCGCAUCAUGGCUCCUCCUCGUGAUAUGUACAGCGACGAUGGCCAGACGGUUACGCUGACCAAGAGAUGGGCUGUUAGCAUCAUCGGCAAGGACCGCUUCGAGGACUCGGGGCCAUUGCUGUACCACGUCCUGUGCCACGGCGACGAGCUGCGAGAUCACGGACUCGAGUUCGGAUUGUCUGAGAAGGUGCUGGACUGGCUGAUCAGUACGAAGGAUACUGUGGAGUUGCUGGUUAGCCAUUUCAGUUACACGUGA
Alternaria atra is the source of this 423-nucleotide messenger RNA. RefSeq lists its product as uncharacterized. The transcript is spliced from 2 exons. The record is from RefSeq and is a predicted model, not a curated record. Lineage: Eukaryota; Fungi; Ascomycota; Dothideomycetes; Pleosporales; Pleosporaceae. Bases 1 to 423 code for a protein of 140 amino acids.